Molecule: messenger RNA, 1685 nt
Organism: Lolium perenne
Lineage: Eukaryota; Viridiplantae; Streptophyta; Magnoliopsida; Poales; Poaceae
Product: myb-related protein 2
Molecular function (GO): DNA-binding transcription factor activity; DNA binding
Source: RefSeq, a predicted model, not a curated record
CGGCCCCAGCUACCUCAUGCGCUAUAUUCCCUCGCACAUUCGCGCGGCCGGCCGGCCUCGAUCACACGAUCGACGAGGGAGGAAGAGGAAGAGGAAUCGGAGGAGGGGGAAUAUAUCUGAGUAGUGGAGUCCAAGGAAAGGAACCAACUGAGGAUUAGCCACCACUCUAUAAGAGGCAGCCUCGCCCGGAAUCCAAGUGUGCUGUGCUGUGUGCAUGCGCAUUUGCUAGUGACCUCUGCCUCUCUCUGCAACUGCUGUUCGCCACCACCAAGAGAUAGGGAUCGCCUGUAUCUCCGGUCUGUCGCCGGCUCGCCGCGGCUUCUCAUUUAUGCUGCACGCGCCGCUGAUCCUGCGGCAGUACAGGGCACGGUGCUGGGCGCGCUGGAAAUGUCAUCCUCCGAUCAGCAGCACGGCGGUGGCGAGGCCAGGACGCGGCUCAGGUGGACACGCCAGCUGCACCAGCAGUUCGUCGGCGCCGUAUCCGAGCUGGGCGGCGCAGAGAGAGCGACGCCCAAGUCCGUGCUGAGGGCCAUGGGCGUGCAGGGGCUCACCCUGUACCAUCUCAAGAGCCACCUCCAGAAGUAUCGGCUGGCAGUGAGCCGCAACCUCGGGAACAGCGGUGGAAGCCUCAACGAGCGAUCAUCCUCGUCCGAGAGCCAGCCCAACCAGUGCCAUGACGAUAGCACCACUGCGUCGUAUACAUUUGCUUGCGCCGACGGAGAAGCCCACGACGACGAUGAUGCCAAAGGUGCUCUCUGUGAUCCUUCCAUGCAGAUGCAGAUGCAGAGGGAGGUGCAGAGGAAGCUUUUCGAGCAGAUAGAGGUCCAGAGGCACCUGCAGCUGAGGAUGGAGGCGCAUGGGAGGUACCUACAGUCCGUGCUGCGGAGGGCGCAGCAGGUCCUUGCCGACAACUGCCUGGCCAGCUCGCCCGACGCCGCCAAGCCGGAGUUCUCGGAGCUCGUCUCCGCGGCGGACACAGAGUGCCUCUCCUCCUCGUCCCUGCAGCGGCGACACCGCUCUGUCGACAGCAGCUGCGUGACGUCGUCCUCGUCGGACGCAGAGAGCAAAGCCGCCGGAUCAAAGAGGCUCUACACCAGCAUGAACUGCCACCACCACCGCGACUACACCGUCGAGCAGCCGGUGCAGGACAAGAGAACGUUCCCAUUCCUGCAGCGGAUGCAGGCAGAGCAAGAAGCAGAGGCAGCAGCAGAGCCAGAAGAGGCAGAUGAUGGCAGCUCCUCGGAGAUUGAUCUGAACAUGUAGGGAAGAAAAAUGGAAGGAAGGAACAUCGUGCAGGGUAAUGCGACAGCGAGUGAUUGGUGGGAUCAGGGUGGCCUUCAUGGUUGGGACUUGGGACCAGGCUUUUCUGAGCAAUGCCUGUCUUCUCCUGCAACAGCUAGCUAAUUCUGCUACUGCUACUGCUCCUGAUUCUAUGAUAUAUAUUCUAUAUAGUAUCUAUGAUUGCAUCUGGUUCUUGUGUUUCAUGCACCCUGUAAAGAAGGCAUAAUUGGAAUUGGCGGCAAGGCAUUCCCAGCCCAGCCGAAGAUGUAUUCGGCAUGCUUGAGGGUCAGGAACAUAUAAAACUGUCGUGUGACAUUGUCAUGUAUGCAAUCAAUGAGAAUGUGCCUUACAAGGUAUUGUAGAAAAAAUAAUUUUGCAUUAGGAAGCAUGCUUUGGGAUCUAAA